CGUAUUUCGAGUCUGAUGGUCAAGGCCAUCCGGGGUUAUUGGUAUUUAGUUAGACUAUUUGAAAUUGACAGAAAAUAUAUCUUUAGGCAAACAGUCAAGGUCCACGCUGUUCAAUCGUUUUGUGUCGGCAGACUUACAUUCUCAACGUUAAAGGAUGUUCCCCAAAGGCAUACAAUUCGCUAAUAAACCUUGGAAGUGUGCAGUUGAACUACUUCAUCAGGUAUCUCGUGUUCUAAUAUAUGUGUAUUAAGAAAUUACAAAGAUACUUAAUCACCACCCCACUAUCAUUUCUUUAAGUGGUGUUCAUGAUAUACCGAGUCUGACAAAGUUAUGGGAAGGUUUUAUCACGGAUGUGAAACCUAGAAUGGUACAACCGUCGACCGCGUACAAAUUGAUGCGGGAAUUUUUAGAUACAAAUUUUGUCGAGGCAAACAUUGACUUUCAUACCUGUUUAUCCUCCCUCUUAUCAGCAAAUUUAUUCAUACGAUAUAAUGAAUUGGACACGUAUACUCUGGGAUUAUUAAUUUCGACUAUCAAGGAAAAGUGUGAUCAUUUUGUAGCUCGACGGCUUUUCUCGCAUUUCUAUGAACCUAUCCUAUCUUUGAAGUUAAAUAUUUCAGAGGACGGCACAUAUUCGAUUUCUCAAAUGGAACUUAUUAAUCGACUUGAACAGUUAACUAACUAUUGGGUAACAUAUUUAUCUAGCGAAUUUCCCUGUAAUAUAUCCAAAUUCGAUCCAGCUCACUUUUUAUUCGAUUGGAUUAGAUUGGCAUAUUGUUUAACUGUUAGUGGCAUAGUUCAUAAGAGGAUGAAUUACUUCAAUGUUGGCGUGCAGUUUUUAGUUGUAAUAAAAUCAAAGAAUGUGCAACAAUAUGACAGUUUUAUAAAAUAUCUUAUUGACGAAUUAUGGAAUUCAUUGGCAAGUUUAUAUCUCCGAGCAACAGAUCUUUCCUCAAAAUCACCUUUAUCUGGUAGUGAGGAUUCGUCCAAUUCUGCAAACAUUAGCUCUUAUAUUCAGGGUUCUGCAGAUCAAGAUCUCGUUGACGCUUAUUAUCAGGAAUUCGGCAUACUUUUAAAACUCUCUCGUUUAACUUCUAAUUUAAAUUGUUCAACCAAACUUGUGAUCGGCGAUCAAACUCUUGAUAAGCUGACUUGUCUCAUUUUUGACCGUCUAGCAACUCUUUGUUUUUAUCAAAGUGAUAUCACUGUGUACAACCAUCCAUUCGUCUACCAUGCUUUAUUCAGCGAAGAACAAUCAGUAUCUGUAAAUAAUUGGUCCGAGUUUUUGUUGAAGCCUUUGGCAAAUUUUACAUAAAGAUCACUACUUUUCUUUCUUGUUUUAUUAAUUGUAUAUAUAUUUGAAGUGAUACUAAUUUGUUAAA
Schistosoma bovis is the source of this 1382-nucleotide messenger RNA. Lineage: Eukaryota; Metazoa; Platyhelminthes; Trematoda; Strigeidida; Schistosomatidae. The record is from the annotation of a GenBank genome assembly.